CUCCCUUCAGAUUCAAUCAUCAGUCAGUCUACUACUAUGGGUUCUACUUCAUUGUUAUCUCUUCCUCUCAACAACAACAACAGGUCAAAGCCUCCCGCCGUCACAAUCAUCUUCAUCUCUCUCAUCCUCUCCGUCGCCGGAGCUUUUUCUUUUCUCUUAUUCUCAUCUUCUUCUUCCUCUUCCUCCAUCCAUACACACUCCAAACUCGCCCGUCCACUCACUAAACUGACUCACCCAGUCGUGAUUCUAAUUUCCUCAGAUGGUUUCCGAUUUGGAUAUCAGUACAAGACCUCAACUCCCAACAUUCACCGUUUAAUCAAUAACGGAACUGAAGCUAUCCAAGGUUUGAUUCCAGUCUUUCCAACCCUAACAUUUCCAAAUCACUAUUCUAUCGUAACUGGUUUAUACCCAUCUUUUCAUGGAAUCAUCAACAACCACUUCAUCGAUCCCCAAAAUGGCGACACUUUCACCAUGGCUAGCCACGAAUCCAAAUGGUGGCUAGGUCAGCCUCUAUGGGAAACUGUCACUAACCAUGGCUUAAAAGCCGCAACCUAUUUCUGGCCUGGUUCUGAAGUUAAAAAAGGUUCUUGGAACUGCCCUAAGAAUUUCUGCAUGCCCUAUAAUGGAUCUGUACCGUUUGAAGAUAGGGUUGAUACUGUAUUACAAUAUUUCGAUUUACCGAGUAAGGAAAUUCCAGUGUUCAUGACACUCUACUUUGAAGACCCUGAUCAUCAGGGUCAUCAAGUUGGUCCUGACGAUCCCUUAAUAACAGAAUCCGUCGCUAGAAUCGACAGCUUGAUUGGAAGAUUAAUCGACGGUCUCGAGAAGAGAGGAGUGUUUGAGGAAGUCACUGUGAUCAUGGUGGGUGAUCAUGGAAUGGUGGGAACUUGCGAUAAGAAGUUGAUAUUUCUACAAGAUUUGGCCAAAUGGAUCCAGAUUCCACAAGAUUGGAUCCACUCUUACAGUCCAGUGCUCGCGAUUCGACCUUCGACGGGUCAUGACCCGUCGGAUGUCGUGGCUAAGAUGAACGAAGGGCUGAGAUCAGGUCAAGUUAACAAUGGGAAGUACUUGAAAAUGUAUCUUAAAGAGGAUCUUCCUAGCAGGCUUCAAUAUUCGGCGAGCGAAAGAAUUCCCCCGAUAAUAGGAUUGGUGGAUGAGGGGUUUAAGGUGGAGACGAAGAACACGAAGAAACAGGAAUGUGGAGGAGCACAUGGAUAUGAUAAUGCUUUCUUCUCCAUGAGGACCAUCUUUAUUGCUCAUGGUCCUCAGAUUGCCAAGGGGAGAAAGGUUGAAUCUUUUGAAAAUGUUGAGAUUUAUAAUUUGGUCACUUCUAUUCUGAAUAUAGAAGGAGCUCCUAACAAUGGAACUGAAUCCUUUCCUAACUCCAUUCUAUUGCCUACUUAGGCUCUUCUACUAGCAACAUUUUCAGAUUAAUGUCUUUUUUUUUCAAGCAAGUGUUGUUUGCUUAUUUUCAUCAAUGAAUGUUUCCAUUCAA
Molecule: messenger RNA, 1495 nt
Organism: Impatiens glandulifera
Lineage: Eukaryota; Viridiplantae; Streptophyta; Magnoliopsida; Ericales; Balsaminaceae
Product: ectonucleotide pyrophosphatase/phosphodiesterase family member 3-like
Exons: 1
Coding region: 37-1404 (455 amino acids)
Cellular component (GO): vacuole
Source: RefSeq, a predicted model, not a curated record